Messenger RNA from Drosophila nasuta, 9772 nucleotides. RefSeq names its product MAP7 domain-containing protein plexus (gene px). The coding region runs from base 1620 to 7496 and encodes 1958 amino acids. The transcript is spliced from 14 exons. Lineage: Eukaryota; Metazoa; Arthropoda; Insecta; Diptera; Drosophilidae. The record is from RefSeq and is a predicted model, not a curated record.
UGGUAUAUUUUCCGAUGUAAAAAAGGAAAUUUAGCAAAUCGUGUUGCGGUCACGCUGUGCAGUAGUUCGGCGUGUAAAUCUAAAAUGUAAAUAUUCGCCGUCUGCGCCGAAACAGUGGAAUAAAUAUCAUAUUAAAUAAUCAGUCGCUGGUUAAUAGAAAUUCUAAAAAAUAUUGUUUAUACCGCAUUCGCGUCCGCUACAAUAAUCGGGAGUGUUUUGCGGCCUAAAUUCGAAAAGGCAGGGAGCAACAGCAACAAAGCAACAAGCGAUGUGGAAUGCAAGCAAAGCAAGGCAAAUGCAAACAAUUGAAUAAGCACUGCUGACUUGUCUCCUCUGCUCCGCUCCGCACAGCGUUGCUGCUCUGCUGGCGCAGCGGUGACGUCCUUCGCGUUUAGUUAAACACCAAUUUGAAGUUUGGUGCAAUUCGCACGCGGUCGCAGUUUGUGACUAUUAUUGCAAGCAGCUGGUGGCAGCCACAGCAACGGCGGCGGCCUCAGAGACUGACGACGUGGGGCUGUGGGGGCUUUGCAUUUACUUUGAUCGUGCUCGAGUGUGAACGCGUCUCUGUAUGUGUUAUUGUACGUGAGUCCGUGUGCGUGAGUGAGUGUGUGUGUGCAGAGACCACCGCAAUGACCAUGAAGCGACGCGUUGCUCUCAAUUCUGUGGAUGUUUACAAUAAAUUCCUAAAAAUGUUUCAAUUGUAUAUUCGCAAUGCAAAAUAAACCGAAAACAACAACAACAGCAACAGCAGCAUGACAACAGCAAUAAUAAUACUGAAAGUCAACAACAAUAACUAAAAUACAACUGCAGCCUCAACCAUAAAUAAAUAAAAAACAACAGCAAUAUCAAAUUGUUCUAAUUUCAAAAGCUCAACUAGACAACUGCAAAAACAACAACUGCAAAAGCAAUAACAACAAUAUCAGCAGCCACUACAAUCACAACAACCACAACAGCAGCAGCUACAACAUCGAAAGAAACAGCUGAAAAUACGAAAAUACUUAACAAGCACACGCAGUCUCGCAUUAAUUCGAUAUUCCAUUUGUGCUCUUAAGCUUUUAAAGCUAAAAUUAAACGAAAUAACAAGAAAGAAGAAAUCAUCGAAGCAAGCAAAUCAAAAGAAAGCCCUAAAAGCCAAACAAGCCAAGUGCCUCUCCUCUUCCCCACGUUCUCUCUCAUGUUCUCUUUCUUGCUCACUCAGACGCCUAAUGUGUUUAUGUGAAUUUAAGCCGCUCUUUGACGUCACUCGUUGCCGUAACCGUCGUCGUCGUUGUUGUUGCUGGCGGCGCCGUCUUCGCCUCUCCGCGGCUUGCGCUUAAGUCUCCCUCCCUUCCUCUCUUUAACCGCGUGAAGGCUCCACUUUUAAUCACUUCGCGCGCAUCUUCUUAAAUGCGUUUCGUGUCGAGCUUUUUUCGUAUCGUCGUUGGUGUUGUUGUUAUUUCGUGCGCUCUCGUUUCACUGCUCCGAGAAGACGCGUGACUUUGAUUUUUUGAGUCAACACACACAUAUAUGCACAUCACAUGUAUGCAUGUUCACUUGCAUGUGUGUAGCAGCAGCGAUUCAUUUGGUUCUGGAUCGCGAUCUGGAUCGGGAUUAUUUAACUGCACAGAGAGCUGAAUAUUAUGGAAAAGGCGAAAGCGUACAUUAAAAAUGAGCUCCGUGGCGGCAGCGUGCCCCUGCAAUCGGAGCCCACUUCAACGCCGUCUCCAGUGCCGCAGAUGUCGUCAAUGGUGGGCGCUGGCGCCGAGCUGAUGCCAUCGCCACUGGGUGGCUACCAUCCGCAUGGACAUCCGUACUAUGCGGCGCCUCCGAUGAAGCCCGCCGCUGGACGUGCUUCGGCACCGCCCGAGCAUAUGAUUGCCCCUUCGGUUUGCUUUGUAUGCGGUGGCUAUGGCAGCUACGAGGCGCUGCGCGUGCGUGCGAAUGCCGAGCGACCCUCUGAGCCGUACUUUCCGUUUCUGGAGCGGCACGAGCCACCGCAUGGCGUUCCCGCUGUGGCGCCCCAUCAGCUGUAUGUGAUGGCCUGCAUGCUGUGCUUUCGCUCGCUGCACGAGCAAUGGGAAGCGUAUGAGCGGCAGAAGAAGCCGCUGCUGCAGCGCAUCUAUCACAUGAAGCGGGUGGAUGGCAAGGGAUACAUUGGCGCCGAUGUGGCCACCCAGAGCGAGUAUGCUGCCCAGAUGCUAGGACUAAGUGCGGAGCACUUGAGUCAGAACGGUUUAGCAGAGUUGCACAAUGCUGCCGCUGCUCCGCCCAUGGAUUCCUAUGCCCUAAGCAGACACUACGCCUCAGGAACACCGCAGCAGCAGCAACAGCAUCAUCAGAGUACCUCAAGGAAUGCCUCGCCCGAUUACUAUCCGCGCAAUGCUGCCACGCCCAACAGUCACAGCCAGCCGGGACACAGCAAUCACAAAUACCUGAGUCGUCCCCAGUCCCGGGACAUGCAGUUGCCGUCACCUCUGUCACGUCCGCCCAGCGAGCCGCCGGCACGUCUGGCACCCAGUUCCAGUUCCAGCUUUGCCCAGCACAAGUUCAAGUUGAACCAACACAGCUAUCAAGCAGCUCCAUCUCAGCCAGCUCAAUCCCAGUCGCAAGUCCAGCACCCGCAGUCAACGGCGCUUUAUCAGCCGGCACAGUAUCAACAGCUGCAGCAACAGACCGCUGCCUAUCACAUGCUGCAGCAGGUGGCAGCUGGUGAAUCCUCGCCAGCUCAUUACAAGGGUAAUCCGUAUAGUGCUCUGCCUCCCGGUGGCAAUGCGCUGCCCUUGAGCACACAACCGCCCAGUCUGGAGGAUGACAAUGCCACAGUUUUGGAUCUGCGCAAUUCGUCCACUGCCAACUCAACGCCCGUGGCCACGCCCACGCCUGUGGCCACGCCCUCGUCAUCGUCGACGGAAGUCGGUAUUCUCGACUUGUCCAUGCCCGACAAGAACUCCAUCACCGAGGUGUGUUACGUCUGCGGCGAUGAGCAGCGUCGCGGCAGCCUCGUCGAGCUGAGCACCGUCAAGCCGAAGGAGUCGCGUCUUGGCCAAGCUGUCGCCUACUUUCCGCUCUUCAACGAACAGCAUCCGCGUCCGCCGCGUUCGCGUCCAAAGGAUCCGCGUGGCAUGAUCCAGGCCUGCUUGCCCUGUCAUGAUGAUCUCAUGCAGCAGUGGAAUGCCCAUCAGGCCGCUCACACGCCUGAAUCGGUUCGCUCAUACUUGCUGAGGAAGCGAACGACGCCGACAACAACAACAACAACAGAGCGCACGACCUUUGUGUGCUACACGUGUGGCACGGACACGCCCUCGUCGCAGCUGCGACUCGUUUACUGCUGCCCCAAUGCUGAGCGAGAGCCCUACUAUCCCUACAUCAAAACGAUGAAGGCCUACAAGAAUGCUAGUCCAAUUAGUCCUCAAGGCAUGGUGCAAAUCUGUGCGGGCUGCAACGAGAAGCACGUCAACCUGGCGGAGGGAGGUCCGCCGCCAGUGGUUGCAGCUGCACCCACAGCUGUGGCAGCGAUAUCGUCGGAGCCUGGCAUGACGCACUCCUUGGAGUCCAGUGCGGCGAUGUACAGCACAAGUGGCCACUUGGUGUCCAGCGGUGGCGGCAACAGUCACAUGAUGACAUCGGCAUUCGUUGGUCACAAUUCGCCGUCGGAAAAGUCGCUCGCCAAUUCGGAUUCCACCAGCAAUGUGCGCUUUAAGCCGUACGAGACGAAUUCAAACAACUCAAAUUCGAACACGGCACGCGACUUGAAGCAGAUACGACGCAGUGACUCCAGGCCAAGUUCGCCCAGCUCAACCCAGGGACACAUCGAAAAUGGCCACGCUCAAUAUCCCUGCUCCAUUUGCAAAGUGCUGUGCUCAUCCAACAAAAUGGAUUGGCUCUCGACCAGUGCGGAGCACAUGAACUCGCAUGCCAUGCACUUUCCCUGCCUCAAGGCCAAUGUCAGCAGUAACGGGCUUAGCAAUAGCAACAACAACACCAUCAACAACAACAAUAAUAAUAAUAAUAAUAACAACAACAAUAACAAUAACAACAACGAACUGAACAAUAAUCGUGUGCUCGCCUGCAAGGAUUGCAUUAACUACUUAACCAGCCAGUGGGAGUCAAUGGAUGCGGAGCGUGUGCCGCUCGAGCACAGAAGAUACAACAUUCCCUCGCCCAUGAUGACGUCCAGCUCACCAAAUGGAUCUCGACAUGGCGCCAUGAGUACCUGCACACCGCCCUCAACGCCCUCGGUCAGCUCAUCAACGCCAGCCAGCACUUCAAUCUAUUGUUUCCUCUGUGGACUUCACUCGGACCUAACGCUUGCCAGAAUACUUUAUGGCAGCAAAGAGGGAUCUCGGCCUUACUUUCCGCUGCUGCUGAAGCACAACUCGCUGCCAAACGCUGAACAGCUGAGAAACAAUUCGGCUCUAGUCUGCACCUUCUGUUACCAUUCCAUGUUGAAUCAGUGGCGCAAAUAUGAGGCACAGAGUCCGAGCAUUAGUCCGGCGGAAAGGAAAUACAAUUGGCAUGAUUACAACUGCCAUCUGUGCGGCAUUACGACUUACAGGAAACGGGUGCGAGCAUUGCCAGUGAAUGAGUUUCCGUUUGUGAAGCAUCAGAAGAGCGACGAUGGUCUGCUGCUGGAGAACGGUGAAUAUGCCGUCGUGUGUCUGGACUGCUAUGAGAGCUUGAGCUUUGCUGAUUACAGACAACAGGCCUCGCAGCACGAUCGCUUCGGGGUGCCCAUCUCUAGGCGGGCCUACAAUUGGGUGCCCCAACCGCCGCCGCCCGAGGACAGUCCUGAUGUCGCAGUGGCGCGACUUCCCUGCGGCGAAAGAUCUGAUCGUAUUCUUAUGAGCAACGCUCUGAGGCCCAUUCCAAGCAAGAAGACAACGUCGCCCAAGCACUAUGACAAGUCGAAAGAAGUACCGCCCAAGGCUGGACAGAAGCGACCAGCGACGAGCCCAGCUCCGCAUAUACCUGUGCCGCAUCACCUGCAGACGCCGCCCAACUCUGGCAGUAUUCCCGGUGCCUCGGUUGCCAAUAGUCCAGCAGCGCCGCCGACGUCCUCCAGCGGACUGCUGAACCACGCCCUGCCCACCAACCACAUUGGCGCCCAGUCGCCGCAACAGCAACAACAACAGCAGCAGCAGCAACAGCAUCAGGCGCAUCAGCAGGCUGUGGCCGCGGCUGUGCAGCAACAGUUAGCGGGCGUAGGCGUCGGAGUGGGCGUGCCUCCGGGUGCUAUCAAUGCUGCCACAGCGGCCAGUGCACGCGGCUCCUUUGCGGCCGCGUUGCGCACGCUGGCCAAACAGGCGGACAUCAAGGAGGAGGAUGAUGGUGGGGUCAGCGUGUCCAGGGAUCGCAGUGUGCCCACAUCAGUGGCCGCUGGACCGCCAAGCAAUGCCGGACCUGUACCUGUGCCACUCAAUUCGGUGGCCGGACGCGGCGUUGUGUCGUCCGGUGGCGUCUCAGUGGAAGAUCGUUCGGCAGCCGCCAAUAAGAAACGUUCGCCACCAUCGCCACAGCCGCCGGAGAAGAUUGCACGACUCAGCCACACGCCACAGACGGCUGCACUGCAGCCGGAGCUGCUUGCGCGCAGUGGCUUCCAGCCGUACAGAUCCGAUGAGCGACUCAUGCAUCCGGCGGGCGCAUUUCCCUUGGAGGCAUAUUCACACUUUGCCGGUCUGUCCGGCAUUCCACCAGCAUUUCUGAAUCCGGCGGCAGGUUUGCCCUAUUCGGAUCCCCUGUACUUGGAGCACCGCUAUCAGCUGUUCCGCGCAGCCGGUGGACACCAUUCGCAUCCGCAUGCAGCGGCGCUGUAUCCACAGAUGGCGCCACCGUACUCGCAUCUGUACUCCAUGUUGCCCGGAGCAGCGCUGGGCAUCUCGCCGGCCAUGCACGAUCGCAUCAAGCUGGAGGAGGAGCACAGAGCGCGUCUGGCACGCGAGGAGGAGCGUGAGCGCGAGAUGCAGCGUGAGAAGGAGCGCGAGCUGCGCGAACAGCGCGAGAAGGAGCAACGCGAACGGGAACGCGAACAGCGCGAACGUGAGCGCGAGCAACGUGAGAAGGAGCAGCGCGAGAAGGAGCAGAAGGAGAAGGAGGCACGCGAGCGCAAGAUGCGCGAAGAAGAGCGCGAGGCACGCGAACGUGAACGUCAGCAGCUGUUGAAUGCGACGCAUCAUUACUCCAACCAGCUGUACUCGCCGCUGAAUCGCAACCUGCUCGGCUCCAUGAUGCCGCACAUCAAUCUGGGCCUGCGUGGUCCGCCCGCCGGACUUCACGGGCUGCCCGGGAUGACGCACUACCAUGCGGCGGCGGCAAAUGCGCAACGUCAGAGUCCCAUGGGUCUCAAUCUGGGCAUGCCUGGCAUGCCGCCGCUGCCCGGACACGGACCCAGCAAUCUACAUCAUCUGCAGCAGGCGAUGGGCUUGGCGGCGCAUCCCGCUGCCGCUGGGCUGCCGCAUCCGAGUUUCUCGGCCCUGGGACUGGGUCCGCACCCGCAUAGCCUCAAUCUGAGCCAUGCGCAUCUAUCGCCGCAUCAUGCGGUGCAUCAGCUGCCGCCGCACACUGUGGCCAGCUCCUCAGCUGGUCCCAGUCCCGGUGUGGCCAGCAGCACGGCAGUAGCCACAUCGGCGUCGCCGCACAGCAGCCUCAAUCUGACGGUGGCCACCAGCAGCAUGGCCCAGACAACGUCGACGCCGACGCCCAGUUCGCACAUUCCGACCAUGAGCCACUACUAUCACCACAAUCUGGCCGCCAUGCAUGCGGCUGCCGCUGUGGCCAGCGGCCUCAAUCCCGUCGCUGCCCAUCAACAGCCGAUCAGCGCGGCUACGCAUCCCACAUCGCCGAAGAUCACGCCGCCACUUGGCUCGGCGCCCAAUGGCGGAUCCCGUGCGGCAAGCAGUCCGCAUGCGAUGCGCCAUCACAUUGCCGCCGCCGUGGCUGCUGCCGCGCAGCAGCAACAGCAGCAGCAAUCGGUGCUGAUGGAGAAAAGCAGCGGUGUCGCCACAACGACGCCAGUGACGCAUGAACCGACCACGCUCGAUUUGACCGGCUCCAAUUCGAACUCGAGCAAUCAGGCACAGUCGAUUGUGAGCAACAGUACAUCGGCUGCCCAUGAGUUGAACGGCAUCGAGUCGAAUGGUCCCACGGAUGGCAAGGAGACGGGUGUACCUCAGGGUGCGCCUGUCAAGGAGGAUGCAUUGCAGCGUGGCACGCCGCCAGUGGCGCUGGAGAAGAAGCCGGCAACACCCAAUGCCGGUGGCAGCCAGGAAAAGACACUGUUGCCAGACAGCUCGCCGGAGAAUUCGUCGAGGCGCAGCACAAGUCCACCCAACUCGGACAACAACAACAGCAGCAGCAAUGCCAACAUCAACAUCAUCAUCAACAACAACAACAACAAUAACAACUCGAGCAGCGCAAGCAACGUUGGAACUGCAGCCAGUGCAGCCGCACAAGAAGACAAUAAGACUUCGGUUGGGGCACUUGGUCGCAGCAGUAGCGUGGAAGAAGCCACCGCCUUAUGACACCAGCUAUUCAACAAUUCCAACAACUAACUAAUGAAAAACUUUGGCGACAUUGGAAUGUAUCUGCUGUCUGAGAGAGCAUUGCAUCAGCAGCGUAAGCGAAUGCUCGAUGAGUUUCUAAAGCUAUAGAGCGGUGAUCCAUCCCUCAACCGUUAACUGACUGGAAAAUAUGAAAGAGAGUGGCGCCUAAAAAAGCUGAUAUACGUAGAAUUGGCAAUAGACAACUGCAAGCGCCGCUUAUGUAUUAGUUAAACAUACUCAAAUAAACCUAAUUAAAUAUUGUGUAAAUCCCAUUAGCAGAUAUCAAGAUACAGAUACUUGUUUGUUCUCGGUGUUACAAUCUAACAAAAAAAAAAUGAAUACAAUUACAACAAUUAUUAACAAAUAACACGAAUAUUCGUACAAUUUUAAACUCGUGUAAAAGUCAACUAAAAAAUUGCAUAAAAUGUAAAGUUAGGAAUGUAUAAAAAGUAAAGCAAAACUUAUAAAUAUUGUGAGAUAUAAAAAAAAACAACAAGAUCUAAAAGUAAUCGUACUUUUGAUCCAACUACUCAAUUUAAAGACAACCAAAUGAACGUCUCGAUAAUAUAAAAUAAAUAAUGAUAUUUAGUUGUAAACAUUUAGAUUAAAAACUUCGUAAGUAAAUUUAUAUAUAAACACAUAUACAAAAGAAAGCGUAAAUUAAUACUGUAUAGUUAUAUUUUAUUCUUAAAUUGCUAAUAAUUGUGAUUUGGAGAGUACGAACCAAAAACGAAAAUGGAAGAUAAUGAACAGAAAAGGAAAAUGUAUGUAUUAUGUAAAUGUAACUGGGUAAAGAUACAAUGGAACUGAAUUUUAGGUAAAAAGAUAACGAAAAUAAAAACCAAUAAACAUAUUACAAAAUCAAAAACAAAUAUGCGAUAAUCUGGAAUGAAUUAGCUAAAACGAAAUGGGAAAUGGCAAAAGGCUUAAAUUAUUUUUCGAAAUUGUCGAAUUUUUUUACUUACACAAGUGAGCAACUUUUUGGUCCUUACAAAAAAACGAGUUUCUAGUAUGUUCAGUUUUUAUACAACAUUUAAAAAAGUACUUACAACUACAAAUGCAGCAAAUGCAUACAAAAAAAAAUGAAAUGGAGUACGAGAACUAUGCAAUAAGUGUUUAGGAAACCCUAACAUUAUAUUGUAAUUAAGCUCAUUAACAUUGAUGUUUACAAUUGAUACAAUCGAUACAAACGAUAUGUACAUACAUAUGGAUAAGUAGCUAAUACCAUAUAGCUCAACCGAACUCUGAUAACAUAAAGAAUAUAUUAUUGUAUACAUUCUUGUGUAUCUUUUUUCGAAAAGUUUCAGUUCUUCAACUCUUUCACUUCGAAUUGCACCCAAACGUUCUUAUUUAUGUUUGAGAUUGCCUAAAAUAAAGAAUUUUAUUUCUAUAUCUAUUAUUUCUUUUUUUUUUUUUAAUUCAUAAAAAUCUCGAGCAAUCUGUGAUAUUAUAAAAAGACAAACAAAAUGAAAGUUGAUUGAAAUGAAAAAUGCAAAAUGGAAAAAUAAUCAAGAAGAGUGCAGAAUGAGCAUGAAAAGUGCUAAAGAAGUAACCAUAAAAUAUAAAAUGGAACUCAUUGUCGUAUCAUACUUGAUUGGAUUUAACGAGUACAUUCAUGAACUACUUGCUUCGAAUACAUUCACACAUUCAUUCAUUCUUUUUCUUUGAAUGAUGUGCAAGUGAAUAUAUUUUUACUAAUAUAAUCGUAAUAGUUUCUUGGAUAAUCCAUAAAUACGGAUACUACGGAUAUUAAUUGGUGCGCGUAUAAACUUAAUCCACAAAUAUGCGAUGGCAUAAAUAAAUAAAAUAAAUGCAUAAUAGUUUCAAGAUACAAGCAAAACCUUAACAAAAUACAUAAAUUAAACGUAUUUCUCCCUCAAUCUUCGUUGUGUGUGUAAAACCGAAUACAAAGUGUAAAACAUAAUUUUUAAGCUAACAACAAACAACAAACAAGAAACAAACAAGCAACAAAUCCAAAUAGAUAUCUCAUUUGAGCAACAGUAAAACAGUAAGCGCAACAGUAAAUGUUGAACCAUUGAAACUAUGAUUGUAAUAACAGCAAAUAACAAUAAAACAAGCAAGAAACAAACACAUCCCAAAAUACAAAAUAAUAAUUACAUUUGUCAAAUACACGAGCACGUUACGUAUUUGUGGCAAGCAACAUGAACGUGUCACAAAAACAUUGAAUCAAUCUUGUGCAACUUUACUUAAGGCAUUUAUGAUUUUAUUAAAUAAACUGUACGUAAGAGAUUUAA